AUGGACCACGCAGCUCUCCUUAUUGUUGUUCUCCAGCUUUGUGGAACCAAAGUGGAAGGAAAGUUUGUGGAUUCAACUGUAAAACUUACUGAGAAGGUGAAACUGGAAUGCAUAUAUCCAAAGAAAGCCGUGAUAAUCCAGACAUCCUGGAUGAAACUUAAUGUAACUCAUAAAGAAAAUAUAGCUGUCUUGCAUCCAAUCUAUGGCGUACAUAUUGAAGACAAAUACAAUGGAAGAAUUUAUUUUGAAAAUGCUUCCAGGGAAGAUAAGUCCUUAUCCUUCAUCAAGAGCACUUUGGAGGAUGUUGGUCUUUACUUCUGCUCCAUUGUAACUUACCCAGAUGGAAUUUGGGAAAAGGUAAUAGAAAUUAUUCAGACAGAUGCUUUUGAAGUAUUUGAGAAACAAGAUAAUCCCGUGUUUACCAAGCCAGGAGGAAAUGUCGCUUUUACUUGCCCUUAUAAAAUUGGAGAUUCAGUGCAGCAAGUGAUGUGGGAAAGGAUUAAAGCAGAUCAGGUAGAUACCGUUGUUCUGUGCAACUUGUCAGGAAAGCAAAGCUUUGGUUCAGAUUUCAAAGAGCGUACACUGGUGGAUUGCUCUGAUCAGGCAAACUCCAUGAUCGUCAUUCAAAACUUUACUGCCUCUGACUUUGCAACGUACCGCUGUGUAGCUACUGGAAGAAACAAAACCUAUGUGAUGAGUUUUACUGUGGCUGCAACUUGGGAUCCCAAAUGGUUUAUUAUCUACAUAGCUGGAGGAAUUUCUGCUGCGGUCUUACUGUUAAUUUUCCUACUGAUCUUUUGCAUCACCACUGCUUAUCGCAAAAAAAACAAGAGGAAGAGGAUCACAGAGGCCUUAUCAAAAGCUUUGUACUCUACUCAGACCCAGAACACAGAAGGAAGAGGAGAAGAAUCAUUACUCGAGCAGACAGAGGAGAUUUACAUCAACUGCAAAAAUGUCUCACACAAACCUCAUUAG
Aptenodytes forsteri (emperor penguin) is the source of this 975-nucleotide messenger RNA. It is a transcript of the gene CD226, whose product is annotated as CD226 molecule. Gene Ontology annotation, biological process: cytokine production; positive regulation of natural killer cell cytokine production; positive regulation of mast cell activation. Gene Ontology annotation, cellular component: external side of plasma membrane. The coding region runs from base 1 to 975 and encodes 324 amino acids. Lineage: Eukaryota; Metazoa; Chordata; Aves; Sphenisciformes; Spheniscidae. The record is from RefSeq and is a predicted model, not a curated record. The transcript is spliced from 6 exons.